AUGAAUCAACUUGUUGGAAUUGGAACUUUUGAAUUAAAAGAAGAAGUGUCCGAGAAUGAUUUAAUGCUUUUACCUACUCAGGACCUUGUAAAAUAUGAAAACGAGCCGGUCGUGUGUGAGGCUGCGGCCCCGCGUAGAUUUUCUGUUCCAUUGUCGGAUUCAGACUUACAAGAGAGAAUUCUUAAAGCUAUUCCGAAAAAGACUAGAAAUAACAACAAGUGGGCUUUAGGCGUCUGGGUUGCGUGGACUUUAGAAAGAAAUUUGUAUCAAGAAACAAUAACUGAUGGUGGUAAUGCAAUACCAAGUGAUCCGAAUUUACUCUCAAAUGAACUUUUAAACUAUUGGAUGGCACACUUUAUACAAGAAUGUAGACGUGUUGAUACCAGUCCUUAUCCACCAAAUGCAUUGGUCCAGUUAGCAUCAGGCAUUCAAAGGUAUCUGAGAACAGAUUGUAACAGAAAUGACGUGAGCCUCUUUGAAAAGGAUUCAUCUACAUUUGCGUUUUUUAGAAAAUGUCUUGACAGUCGAAUGAAAGAACUAACCGAUAAUGGUAUUGGAACUAACGUAAAAAGGGCAGACUCUAUAUUAACAACAGACGAGGAGGCCAUGUGGGAUAGUGGAGUUUUUAAUUGUAACAUAUGGAACGCCGGAACUGUCUUAUAG
Molecule: messenger RNA, 663 nt
Organism: Mytilus trossulus (common blue mussel)
Lineage: Eukaryota; Metazoa; Mollusca; Bivalvia; Mytilida; Mytilidae
Product: zinc finger MYM-type protein 2-like
Exons: 2
Coding region: 1-663 (220 amino acids)
Source: RefSeq, a predicted model, not a curated record